Xyrauchen texanus (razorback sucker) is the source of this 6633-nucleotide messenger RNA. RefSeq names its product sema domain, immunoglobulin domain (Ig), transmembrane domain (TM) and short cytoplasmic domain, (semaphorin) 4Ba (gene sema4ba). The coding region runs from base 516 to 3020 and encodes 834 amino acids. The transcript is spliced from 15 exons. Gene Ontology annotation, biological process: negative regulation of axon extension involved in axon guidance; positive regulation of cell migration; negative chemotaxis. Gene Ontology annotation, molecular function: semaphorin receptor binding; chemorepellent activity. The record is from RefSeq and is a predicted model, not a curated record. NCBI's taxonomy places the organism in Eukaryota, Metazoa, Chordata, Actinopteri, Cypriniformes, Catostomidae.
CCCUUUGGCACUUUUUCUUGGAGUUGAAUGCUCUGUCUCUUGAUCUCUGGAGUUAGUGUCUUUGCGCACACUCGCUGCACUCACCGCUAGCUGGGGCUUCUGCCAGCAGACAGGAGCAUAUGUGGCACAUGGUGCACUCCACACCAGUGUCAGCAUGGAGGAACUUUCCAUGAACUCAGGACCAGACGGCUUUACCAGUGAAGGGAAAAACUGAAAAGUGAGAAGUGUUGGUGAGAAGCCUGUGUGAUUGUUUACACAACCACAUGAAGACUGACUUGGGCUGUACCACUGUCCUCAAGGACUUGUUUCAUAGUAGAAAUCCACCAUUGUGAAGCACUGCUUAGGAAAGUGCUCCAGCAUCACUUCUCGUCACAUCAGCACACUGCUCUCCUGUUCAGGGAGCACAAGUUCCCUGCUGGAGGAGAAGAAGGAAAAUAAACAAGAAAGAAAAAAGAUCUUCAUGAGUGCCAGGAAAUCCUGAGAGUUAAACAACACAUUGAGACGCAAGAAGCAAAAUGACUUCUUUCUCUCUCCUGGCCAGUGGCCUGUUCCUGCUCCAUCUUCUCCUGGUUGGAUUGGGUCAAGCAACAGAGGACGACGUCACACCACGCCUCAGAUUCUCUUACAAUGCAAAUGAGAGGUCAUCCAAGAGAUUUUCACCCAAUGGAGUCUUCAAUUACACCUCUCUGCUCCUCAGUAAAGAGGAUAACAUGCUGUAUGUUGGCGCUCGAGAGACUCUUUUCGCACUCAAUAUCACCGAUAUCAGCAGAACGCAGCAGCAGCGCAAUUUAACAUGGCACACACCACAGAGGAAGAGAGACGAGUGCAGUUUCAAAGGAAAAGACUUACAGACUGAUUGCUUCAAUUACGUCAAGAUUUUACUGCGUUUGAACAGCACUCAUCUCUAUGUGUGUGGAACAUAUGCCUUCAGCCCUAUCUGUGCAUACAUUAAUACAUCAGAUUUUUCCCUGGUGCAAAGUGAAACGGGAGAGAUAGUCACAGAAGAUGGUCGAAGCCGUUGCCCAUUCAACCCUGAAUACAAGUCUACCGCUAUCAUGGCAGAUGGUGAGCUGUAUGCCGGCACAGUCAGUAACUUUCAAGGAAAUGAACCCAUCAUUUACAAAAGCCUUGGCCAGGGCACAGCCUUAAAGACCGAAAACUCACUGAACUGGCUUCAUGACCCAGCUUUUGUGGGAUCAGCCUACAUUCAGGAGAGUUUGCCCAAAGGCAAUGCAGUGGGCGAUGAUGAUAAGAUUUAUUUCUUCUUCAGUGAAGCGGGAAAGGAGUUUGAUUUCUUUGACAAUACCAUUGUGUCACGCAUCGCUCGUGUCUGUAAGGGUGAUAAAGGUGGAGAGAGGGUACUUCAGAAGAAAUGGACAACCUUUCUGAAAGCCCAGCUCCUCUGUUCGCUUCCUGAUGAUGGCUUUCCCUUCAACAUCAUCCAGGACAUGUUUGUUCUGACCCCUAGCAAAGAAGACUGGAAAGAUACUGUGUUUUAUGGGGUCUUUACCUCUCAGUGGUACAAAGGUGCUUCAGGUAGUUCAGCUGUAUGUGCAUUCACCAUGGACCAGGUUGAAGAGGCGUUUAAUGGCCGUUACCGGGAAGUUAAUCGGGAGACGCAGCAGUGGUACACCUACAACCACCCAGUACCAGAACCAAGACCUGGAGCGUGCAUCACCAAUUCUGUCCGUGCCCAAAGGAUCUCCUCUUCCUUGCACAUGCCUGAUAAAGUGCUGAACUUUGUGAAGGACCACUUCCUCAUGGAUAGCGUGAUUCGCAGCCAGCCUCUGAUGCUCAAACGUAAUGUGCGCUACACACAGCUUGCUGUCCACCGGGUGCAGGCUCUCCACAAGACCUACGAUGUGCUUUUCAUCGGCACAGAUGAUGGCAGAAUUCACAAAGCCAUCAACGUUAAGAACAAGAUGCACAUCAUUGAGGAGCUGGAGGUUUUCCCUGAGCCUCAGCCCAUACAACACAUUGAACUGGAUGAUGAGAAGGGUCUGUUGUUUGUGUCCAGCUAUUCUGGUUUGGUUGAAAUUCCUUUAGCCAACUGCUCCAACUACCAAAGCUGUGAAGAGUGUGUGCUGUCUAGAGAUCCUUACUGUGUCUGGACAGGGAAGCAGUGUUCAAAUUUCAGACAUGCUCCACCCAAGAGUCAAUGGCAACAAGAUAUAGAUGACGCCAACACUGCCGUGUGUAAAUUGGCAAUGCCUAGCCCACGUUCUGCAAGAAUAUCUCCACCACGUUUGCAAUCAUGUCAAGUGAUACAAAUUCCAGCCAACACAUUUACAGUUCUACCUUGUAAGCUGCGUUCCAACUUAGCCGAGAGGCGAUGGGCAUACAGCAAUACCGUAGAGCGAUUUGUCUUUCCAAAUCCUGAAGGGGGGCUAGUGGUGGUCGCCCAAAUGGACAGGGAGGAAAUCUAUGAAUGCUGGUCUGAAGAAGAAGGAUACAGACAACUUCAGGCCAAUUACUGCGUUAAAGCUGAGCCUGAAAGCACCACCCUGAUUGGACGUUCCCGGACACAAUUAGUGCCACAGGGGGAGGCUAUUAUCCUACCUGGAGAAACAUGGUCACCGCAGAAAACCAAAACUUACUGGAAUGAACUGAUUGUGGUGUGUGCCUUACUUGUCUUCUCCCUGGUGGUCCUUUCUCUGUUUGUGGCUUACCGGAACCGAGACCGGAUGAAGUCUGUGUUAAAGGAAGGUGAGUGCCCCAACAAAAUGAGUGCCAUGCAACAAAAGAAACCACGGAUUCCUGGAAAGCAUACGGAGAGCCUUCCAUUAAAUGGCAACAAUAUUCCGCCCUCUGUGUCUGACCACAAGGGCUACCAGACGCUAAAUGAUAACUACAUCUGCAGUACACCCACCCAUGAAUGCUCCUCUCCCGAGAACAGUAAGAGCUUUUCCGAAUCUGAGAAGAGACCACUGAACUUAAAGGAGAGCCAUGUGGAGAUCUCGCCGACGUGCCCGCGGCCUCGAGUGCGACUGGGCUCGGAGAUCAAAGACUCGAUUGUUUAAGUCUAGAAAGAUGGCGGUGAAGCCGUGGUUUGGAAGGACUGUUAAUACUAGUGGCCUCAGACUGAACAGCACCAAGUGAGGGACAGACAGAAAUAACUGGAAACAUACCAUCACUGGGUUUUAUUUUGCACUUUGUCCUCUCAUUUUGUCUUGGUGAUCUGUUCACAUUUCUCAGUCACUGCCAAGUCUGUGAAGCACUCAGAGCCGCAACGAGUGGCACGCAAGGCCUUUGUAGCUAUGCUAGAGUAAACUUAUGAUGGGCAUUGAGUGACAUUAAUCCAGUGGUCCAACAUGUACCUGCCCAGUCCGUCCUAAUUGCCCGGUGGCAUCUGUUUGAAAGCAAUAUGAUGCCCUUAGGGUUCAAUAACCUGUCAUGCUCCCAUCUCCCAUCCCUGAAUCUGCCAUUUAGAGUUGGUUGUCCUGCAAAUGGAACCAGCAAUAGUUGAACAACAAGAAACAAAUUCAAACUUUAGUCUAUAACAGAAUCGACUAGGAUUCUCUGCUGAAUAUAGUGCCUGACAUCAGAUGAUUAGCUUACAUUUAAUCAUUAAGUGGUACAUCAAGAGCUUUGAAAAGCCAGAUGAUAUAUGCAAAAACCUUUAUGCGGUAUAUCAUCAUGACCUCAGCACAUAGCAGGCAUACUAUGCAAAUCACAUAGAGGAAACUGAAUGGAGAAGCAUCAUGUAGAGAGCUAACUAACAGUACACAGCUGUCCUAGUACAAUAAUUGAUGCCACGUUCUCAGUAUUCUACACAGGUUCUCAGAGAUACACAUGUUAAAUAAAGUAUGCAAGUGAGAUUGAGGCACAUUCCCAUAAUAGAUGAACCCACAGUGGGUUUUCAGUAUGUAGGACUCCAAAGAAGGCACAUUAGCAAUACUAUAAGUAUAUCCAAGGAACAAACUAUGUUCUGAACAUGAAACAACAAAAUUUGAAUGCCGUGUCUAUAGGAAAGUCUCUAUGCCUAUACCACCAAAAUAUGUACAACCAAAAUCAGUAGUUAACAGGUCAGUAAAAUAGAGUAGACCUUCUAUGUAAUAGAAGUCAAUUGAAGUGACCAAAAGUAUCUUGAGAUUGUUUACUGAUCCAAAUUGGUCAUCUGAUGUGCCAAAAGAUUUGUAUCCCAAAAUUGUAUUUCUCUCUGAGUAAAAAUAGAAAUGUUGCCAUGAUGUUAGCUCAAACAUUCUAAAUUCUAAUAAUGUAUUUGCAUUUGGACAGAAUGGAAAUGUUCCUGUCCUUGCUGUAUGCAAAUGCAUACAGUUUUGCGGUUAAGGCUUUACAUGCCCAUUUAAAGCUAAGUUAUAAGAUCUAUGCUCUGGAAACAUGUAGAGCAACCAGCAGAUUAUUAUUUAUUUAUUUAUUUAUUUUUUUCAUGAAAAAGUGCCAUUUUCACUGUAACACCUUAAGGCAAAGGCAGGCUAACAUAAGUGUUUGGGUGGGAGCAAUGACAAUAGGUACAUGAAAUAGUCCAUUAUAGUUAGUCAGCUGCCAAAAGAGUUGUAGUGUGUUAAUUUCAAAUUGGAUUGGACAUGUUGCUAUAAAAGAAUACUUGGUUGCUAUGAAGCAAUGAGGAUGGAAACAGGACACACAAAUAUGUAAGUUAAUAUUGCAUAGCAUCAACAUUAGGAUCCAUGUAAAAAUGUAUAGUUAAGUUCCAGUAUCAUCUAUUAAGAGUUUUACCACACAGAAAAAUCCCAAAGACAAGCAUUGUAUAUUGCACCACCCAAGUGUGUAAUAUAUAUAUAUAUAUGAUUUAAUAGAUAUUGAUCUUCAAAGAUUGUGCAGACAUUUGUGUUGUGAAUGUAGUUACUUAUUGAUUGAAAAAAUAUUCUUUCAACUGAAACAUUGUGUCUUAUUUAAAUUUAUCAUAAAUGUUUGAAAGAGGGACGUUUACUUUUACAUGCUCUGACAAAGUAGCUGUGCAUUGGCAAUGCUGCUGAUGGACUAUGACUUUGACCACAAAGUUGUAUAAUUAUAUUGUGUCUUUAAGGGGAGGUAUUCAAAAGCUUUUAAAGGGUUAGUUCAUCCAAAAAUGAAAGUUCUCUCAUCAUUUACUCACUGUCAUACCGUCCCAGAUGUGUAUGGCUUUCUUUCUUCUACUGAACACAAAGAUUUUUAGAAAAAUAUUGCAGCUCUGUAGGUCCAUACAAUACAAGUAAAUGGUGGCCAGAAUUUUGAACAUCCAAAAACACAAAGGCAGCAUAAAAGUAAUCCAUAAGGCUCCAGGGGUUAAAUCCAUAUCUUCAGAAGCGAUAUGAUGGGUGUGGGUUAGAAACAGAUCAGUAUUUAAGUCCUUUUUUACUAUAAAUCUCCACUUUCACUUCCACAGUCGUCUUCUUUUCUUUUUGGUGAUUUGCAUUCGUUGUUCAUAUCGCCACCUACUGGGCAGGAAGGAGAAUGUAUAGGAUAUGGAGUCAUAUGGAUUGCUUGUAUGCUGCCUUUGUAUGCUUUUUGAAACUUCAAUAUUCUGACCACAAUUCACUUGCAUUGUAUGGACCUACAGAGCUGAGAUAUUCUUCUAAAAAUAUGUUUUUGUGUUCAGCAGAAGAAAGAAACUCAUAAACAUCAGGGAGGGCUUGAGGGUAAGGAAAUUGUGAUGAGAAUUUUCAUUUUUGGGUGAACUUUCCCUUUAAUGUUAUAUUUGGAUUGGAUGAAACAGGCAGCAUAUUGCUGCUUUUUUUACCAGAAUGCUUUUUUUUAAUUUUUUUGCACAGAAUGUGGGAAAGGUUUAAAUGAAAGGUUCUGGGAAUUAAUGUUCUAUCGACAAUUCUGUAGUUAGAUGGUUUUUAUAAAUGCUUCCAAGCAAUAUUUUGUGAGUCUAAGGUUGUGUGGAAAAACAAAUGUAAUCGUGUAGCCUUUUUCGUGAAUCAAACACAUGUGAACAGAAAGCAAACCUCACAUGCAUGUCCGCUCUGGUGGACUACACAGUAGAAUUACCUAUUUCCUUGUAAAGUCGCAAACCACUGUAUAUUGAAUGGUCAUCUCUGCAACAGUCCACUGCAAGGGUAUGUCUCCACUGUGCUAAUAUCUACAGAUGUCCGCUAAUAUCACAUUUAUCACACACACAGAGAACACUUACACUUACUGAAUAUGUUUAAAGCACAAAAAAUAAAUACAUUAUGUAUUUGUAAAAAUUAUAGAACUGUUUUACAUAUUCUCUGACCUCUGUUUGAAAAUCACUUUCACAAUUUCAGGCAAAAAUUAUUUAAAUUGUAAGUAAAUUUACUCAUCCUUUUCAGUAACUCAUCUGAUUAUUAUCAUUAGCACUGUACAUCAGCUGCUACCUGCAAACGGUAGAUUUGUCACAUAUAGAUCAUAUACAUUUCUCUCUUUGACUCAGUGCUGAACUGACUCAGACAUAAGUUAUUGGACUUAGUCUGCUAUACUCUUAAACGCUCAGAUACAUUCUUUAUAAUGGCGCAUCAAGAUGCUCUGGCCUAAUGUCUUGUAAACUUUAAUGUAAAGGUGUAUUUGUACAUUUUGCUGCCAAUGUAAAGAAAAAGAAACCUGUUGUGAAAUGUAUUUUUUGUAUUAUACAUCACUACUGUUUUUGUUGUUUUUAUUAUAUUGUACAUAAAAGCACUUUAAUUUAAUUUUUUUAAAUAAAAUAAAUAA